AUGCCCAAACAUAUUGAUACUACAACAAGAAGUCCUACCAAUGUUGCUAGCGUGGAACAAUUCCUCCGAGGUUCAGGAGGGGAUUGUUCUAGGAUGUCACCAACCUACUCUCCCACCUCCAAUUCCCCUUCCUCUCCUUACUCUGACAAGAUGAAGCAUCAGGACCAGGAAGAAGACCACGGCCUCAAUCAGAAGAAAUCAGUCCUCAACAAAGUGAAGGAAAAGGCCAAGAAAUUAUGCAGCAGCCUCAGCAAGAGAAGAAUGGAGGACGAGAAUGUCACUCCCUCUUGGGGUGUUAAGUUAGAAGAUGACGAGCAAGAAGAAGACGACGCUGAAUACCUUGGAGCUCCUAUGUAUGAAUCUGAGCUAGCACCUGACGCAUACAAAGAAAAUGCAAGGCAACAUCCAAGAGCAAAUCCAGUAAUCUCUGAGAAUCAUGUUCUGCAUAACACUGUCAGACUAGAAGGGCAGCACGAUCGAGAAAAGCCACGUGCUACUAUGAAUCUCAAGUGCACUUCAACAACGCAACCUGAUAAUACAACAACAAAAACAAAAAAUCUAACUCCAAACAUGGCCUCUGAAACCUUAGCUCAGAAACAGAUGCCUGCCUAUGCUGGAGGGUCGCUUGCAGCCAAUUCAAUAUCCUCCAAAAAUCAAGUUGCAGUUUCCAAAAAUCAUCUUACAACCAACAGCAUGCCCUCCCGAAAUACAUCAGUUUCACCAUCCCAGAUGCAAAAUUCACUAUCCUCAUCUGCUUCACAUAGUGGGAAGAAUUCAAGCCAAAAUGGUGCUUCAGUAAAAGAUUAUUUGAUGAGCAAGUCGGAACUAGAGAAUGAUGCCAAAACUUUGUCUCCAAUGCAAGAUUUAUCAUCUUCAUCUGCUUCACUGAGUGGGAAGAUUACACAAAGGUGUGCUUCAGCCAAAUAUUAUUCGAUGAACAGAUCUGAACAAGUGGAUGAUGCCAGAACUAUGACUCCAUUGCAAAAAUCAUCAUCCUUAUCCGCUUCUUCACUGAGGGGGAGAAACACAACCCAAAGGAGUGCUUCAGCUAAAGACUAUUCAAUGGGCAAGUCUGAGCCAAGGGAUGAUGAAAAAACUGCUUCUCGGCUUCAGAUGAUAUCUGAAGGAACGGGUCCAAAAAGAACCUCUAGUAAUGCAGGUAUGAUGGAGAAGGUGAGAGGAGCUGUAAAUUCAUUUCUCGGGAAUGAGGAUUCAUCACAAGAAUAUGGAGUCAACUGUCCUACUACACGCACUUCAUCACAAACUCAACAAGUUGGUCAGGAUGAGAACCGUGGGAGAAUUCUACAGGCAAAUUAA
Molecule: messenger RNA, 1317 nt
Organism: Sphenostylis stenocarpa
Lineage: Eukaryota; Viridiplantae; Streptophyta; Magnoliopsida; Fabales; Fabaceae
Source: the annotation of a GenBank genome assembly